This is a messenger RNA of Paramecium tetraurelia, 1215 nucleotides long. RefSeq lists its product as uncharacterized. NCBI's taxonomy places the organism in Eukaryota, Ciliophora, Oligohymenophorea, Peniculida, Parameciidae. The record is from RefSeq and is a predicted model, not a curated record. The transcript is spliced from 2 exons.
AUGAAUAAAUUAAAAAAUAAUGUUAUUAGAAGCAUCCCGAAUCUACAUCAAGAAAUGAAGUUAGAGCAAAGUAAAAUACUAAGUGCAAUCAAACCUAAUGAAUUGCAAGAACCAAAAACAGCAAAAUACAUGGAAUUGGAUUUAAAGAAUAAAAUUAAUUUUUCAAUCAGAGAGAAUAUUACAAGUUUAAGUUCAGAAAGAUAGUAACCAAAAAAAAUAAAGAAAAUUGAUGGAAAAGUGGCAACAAUCGUAGAAUUAAUCAAAUAAGACUUACUUCCAAUGUUGAAUAUUCAGAAUGAUCGAAUUGAGAAAUUAGAAAGAAGAAUUAGGACUAAGAAUGAAUCAGAGGGUGAUUCUGAUUUACGGAAAUCGUCAUUGAUUUCAGAUAAAAAAUCUAAUUCAGUUGUUGAAAACGAAGUCUAGAAUUUAUCCGUUAGUGUAGAUGAAAUUAAAAAAAAUUUAUCACAUUUAGAUAAUUUUGUUAAAUAUCAAUUCAUAAAACGUAAAUGCUAGGGUUCAGAAGUGUAAAAUGACACUAAAAAUAAAAGUGCUAUAUCUCAAAUAUAAGCUAAACUUAAUACAGAAAUUAUUUAAUAAAAAAUUGAGACUCAAUAGACUACUAAAUAAAUCUAAGAAUACAUCACAGUGUAAUUGUAAGAAAUAAAAGAAUGGAUCAAUAAAAUAUCAAUUGAAUAAUAAAAGGAAAUAGAGGUCAAAUUAAAUUUGAUGGAAACUCAAUUUUAUCAGUUUCUUUAUCAACCAUUUGAGGUUUUGAGAUAAAUCCAAACAAAUUAAAGCGAUGUUUAGAGUAAAAUAAAGGAAUUCGAGUCUAUUAUUAAUUCUAAUAUAUUCUAGAGCUAAAUUUAAAAUUCUUAAGAAUUUGCGAAUUGUUGUAAAGAAAAUCAUAAUAAUAAGAGGAUUAUUAAAAUAAAUUGUGGGCAUUUCUACCACGAGGAAUGUUUAUAAACACAAAUGGAAGAGGAUUUAAAAGAGUAAAGAAUUAUAUGUUGCAAAAGAAUGUCAUAAUUAGAUUAAGUUAAAUAAAAUCCAUUAAAUAAGAGUCUCAAAGGAAAUGCAGGAUCAAAUUUACAAAGAGUAGAUAAAAUAGUGACUGAGAUCAUCGAAACUAGAUAUAAUAUAAUGUUAGAAAUGUGGAUUUUUGUGCAUUAACGAUUAAUCUUGCCAAGUUCAAGAAACUAAUUGCAAUAGUCAUGA